Molecule: messenger RNA, 945 nt
Organism: Ostertagia ostertagi
Lineage: Eukaryota; Metazoa; Nematoda; Chromadorea; Rhabditida; Trichostrongylidae
Source: the annotation of a GenBank genome assembly
AUGGACCUAUCCACGAAGCUUCUUGCGUCUUCCUAUUCUCCUGUCUCCCGAAGACCAACUACAGGGAGAGUAGACUCGAUCGUUACAAAGUAUCCAACAAAAAUUGGGAGCUCGACACACUGGACUUCCCAUACACCACGCCCUACUGGAGGCUCAACGAAACCUUCAAAAGCUCAGCAAGCUCUAACAAGCAGUGAUGAUGUACGAAGUGCAACUUAUGCGAAGACUGCAGCAUUCCUUACACGCUCCAGAACGAGCUCUGUUCAUGGAUUAAAAGAGGCAACACAUCAGCAGCAGACCACUACCAGGAAACACCAGACUACCACUGAAACUAGAAGGAAAUCCGCAAGACCUGCUAUCUCAAUCAUGGAAAGCAACAAAACAACUCAAGCUGCGCAAUCUGCUACAGGUUAUAAGUUGCGAAGUAAAAUCGAUGAAACGACGCUACAUUUGUUCUCAUACAGUGGUCACUCCACCAUAAAUUCCUUCACGACGAUCAGCGAAAUUUCACCUGCAACUGGGAAAAAUACUCCAGCCUCUGGCACUACAAAGAACUCCAUACGGUACAAUCCCAUAUCAAUCAAGGAAAACAGCAAAAUAGCACAAGCCGUCACAGACUCUCAGGCUAACACCCUGUUCACGCGCGCAGAAGCGUCGAAGAACUCAUCAAAUUACGGAGUUACAACGGGUGCAAAACCGACUACGCGAAGCUCAAGUGGCGAAACUUCGCUUAGAUCAACGAGCAGUGGUGCGAUAAAAACAGUAGAAGGCACAAUUACCGCCGAAACAUCCAAAGAGUCAAAGCACGAUCAGCAAACUACAGCAAACAUGAAUACUCCCUGGACAACCAAAGCGAUCGGAGCGUGCACAGAAUGUGACAUUCUUGGGACAGAAAAUGCAAAAAAGAAGCGAAUGAAUUUGUCUGUCUUUGCCACGAAGGCUGGA